AUGCCGAGUGAUCAUAAGUUGUUGAGAGAAUUCAGCGGGAUCGACAAGAUUCACGUUGUUAAACGAGAUGGUCGACAUGAAAGUAUUCACUGCGAAAAAAUCGUGAAACGGAUCCGUGCACUGUGUUAUGGCCUGAAUGAGUCAUAUCUUGACGUGGAGGCCGUAACACAACGUGUGGUUACUGAAGCUUUGCGCAAUCUGGUGAGAGCCAAUGCUGACAGAUUUGAUAAUGCUAUUGACUACGAACGAGAUUACACAUAUAACUACUUUGGAUUUAAAACUUUGGAGAGAUCAUAUCUUCUGAAAGUUGGUGGGAAAGUUUAUGAGCGUCCACAACACAUGCUUAUGCGUGUUUCUAUUGGAAUACAUAUGUCAGACAUCGAUAGUGCUAUUGAGACAUACAAUCUAAUGUCAGAAAAAUGGUUUACGCAUGCUUCUCCGACGCUUUUCAAUGCUGGAACACCAAAACCACAACUUUCAAGUUGCUUCCUGAUUACAAUGAAGGAUGAUAGUAUCGAGGGGAUUUAUGAUACAUUAAAAGAAUGUGCUAUCAUAUCUAAAAAUGCUGGUGGGAUAGGUCUGAACGUGCAUAACAUUCGCAGUCUUGGUACUUAUAUAGCUGGAACGAAUGGUGAAUCUAAUGGUCUAAUUCCGAUGUUGCGCGUAUUUAACAAUACUGCACGCUAUGUUGAUCAAGGAGGCAACAAACGUCCAGGCGCAUUUGCUAUGUAUUUGGAACCUUGGCAUCCCGAUGUAUUUCAGUUUGUAGAAAUGCGCAAAAAUACAGGCGCUGAAGAAGUUCGAGCUCGAGAUUUGUUCUUUGCUCUAUGGAUACCUGACAUUUUCAUGCGUCGUGUUGAAGCUAACGAUAAAUGGACAUUGAUGGAUCCUCAUGAAUGUCCAGGUUUGCCAGAACUAUGGGGUGAAGAGUUCGAAGCUCUUUAUGAACAAUAUGAACGAGAAGGUCGUGGCAGACAAACAGUCAAGGCACAAGAGCUCUGGUAUGCUAUUAUUGAAAGUCAGAUUGAAACAGGCAACCCAUUCAUGCUGUAUAAAGAUGCAUGCAAUCGAAAAUCUAACCAUCAGCAUUUGGGAACAAUUCGCUGCAGCAACCUGUGUACAGAAAUCGUUGAAUAUUCGUCUCCUGAAGAAACAGCUGUCUGCAAUUUAGCCUCUAUUUCCCUAGGAAAAUUUGUUGAUCGCCAAAAUCGUACUUUUGAUUUCACUAAACUCCAAGAAGUCACAAAAGUUAUCACGCGAAAUUUAAAUAAAGUCAUUGAUGUUAAUUUCUAUCCUGUUGAAGAGGCUCGCAGGUCAAAUAUGCGUCAUCGACCGAUCGGGAUUGGGGUACAGGGAUUGGCAGAUACAUUUUGUCUUAUGAGGUAUCCCUUCGACAGCCCUGAAGCAUCAGACCUUAACAAACGAAUAUUUGAGACAAUCUACUUUGCAGCUCUUGAUGCUUCAUGCGAGUUGGCAGCUGAACAAGGAACAUACGAAUCCUAUGAAGGUUCUCCAGUCAGCAAAGGCCUACUACAGCCUGAUAUGUGGGGUGUAGACACUGAAAAAUUAUCUCUAAUAUCUGGAUUAGAUUGGAGUGGAUUACGAGCACGAAUUAAAAAAUAUGGAUUACGGAAUAGUCUUCUCCUUGCGCCUAUGCCGACUGCAUCAACCUCUCAGAUCCUUGGAAACAAUGAAUCCACUGAACCAUUCACAAGCAACGUCUUUUCUCGUCGUGUUUUAAGCGGUGAAUUCCAGAUUGUGAAUCCAUAUCUUCUUGAGGAUCUUACAAAGUUAGAUUUGUGGUCAGAUAGUCUUAAAUCAGCUAUAUUGCUGAAUCAAGGUUCAAUUCAGCAUAUCGAUGGAAUCCCUGAAGAGUUGAAGCCUUUGUAUAAGACUGUUUGGGAAAUCUCUCAGAAGAAAAUUAUUGAUAUGGCAGCUGACCGUGCACCUUUCAUUGACCAAAGUCAAUCUCUUAACUUGCAUCUUGCUCAACCUAAUUAUGGGAAAAUAACUAGCAUGCAUUUUUAUGCUUGGCGAAAGGGUUUAAAGACGGGUAUGUAUUAUCUGCGGACACGACCGGCUGCUGAUCCCAUCAAGUUCAGUGUGGAUAAAACAAAACUCAAUGUGCUAACUGAUUCUACCGCAAAAACAAAUGUGAAUGGUGAUUCUAUUGAUCAAAAUGUUGAAGCUAUGGAAGAACUUCGAAUAAUGGAAGAAAUACAGAAACGCAAUACUGAAGCGAUUGCUUGCAGUCUCAGUAAUCCUGAAGGAUGUCUAAGCUGCCAAGGAUAA
Molecule: messenger RNA, 2292 nt
Organism: Trichobilharzia regenti
Lineage: Eukaryota; Metazoa; Platyhelminthes; Trematoda; Strigeidida; Schistosomatidae
Source: the annotation of a GenBank genome assembly